AUGGUUCUUGACUCCAAACAGAGGGAUGCUAUCAAUUUCAAGGCCACAAAUGGAAAAAGGAACAAUGAAUCGGGGCAUAAAGAGACCACAACCACAAAAGUCCCAGAGGCUUCAUUGGUUCCCGUUCAACCCAAGCCACUGAACUCAAGAGAUAAAGUUACUCAAAGGCUUAUAGUAGUUCUCUCUCAAGCGUCAUUGGAAACGCAUAAAAUUAGUACCGGGGGUGGCCCUGGAAGCGAGAAAUAUGCGCUUCUUAAUUGCGAUGAUCAUCAAGGAUUGUUGAGAAAGAUGGGUAGAGAUAUUAGUGAGGCCAGACCUGAUAUCACUCAUCAAUGUCUUUUGACGUUGUUGGAUUCACCGGUGAAUAAGGCAGGAAGAUUGCAAGUUUACAUACAUACAUCUAAGGGAGUUCUUAUAGAAGUGAAUCCAUCUGUGCGAAUUCCAAGAACCUUCAAGAGAUUUUCUGGAUUGAUGGUGCAAUUGUUGCAUAGACUAUCUAUUAGAUCUGUCAACUCGCAGGAGAAGUUGUUGCGUAUUAUUAAGAAUCCUAUCACCGAUCAUUUACCUACUAAAUGCCGGAAAAUCACACUGUCUUUUGAUGCCAAGGUGAGACCUGUCAAGGACUAUGUGGAGACUUUGGACGAUGAUGAAAGCCUGUGUGUUUUCAUUGGUGCUAUGGCCAGAGGUAAGGAUAAUUUCGCCGAUGAGUUUGUAGAUGAGAAAAUUGCUGUCUCUGAGUAUCCUCUCUCUGCUUCUGUUGCAUGUAGCAGAAUAUGUCAUGGAACAGAGGAUGCUUGGGGAAUUCUAUAG
This is a messenger RNA of Brettanomyces nanus, 810 nucleotides long. It is a transcript of the gene NEP1, whose product is annotated as 18S rRNA pseudouridine methyltransferase. The record is from RefSeq and is a predicted model, not a curated record. The transcript has a single exon. Gene Ontology annotation, molecular function: rRNA (pseudouridine) methyltransferase activity; rRNA binding. Gene Ontology annotation, cellular component: small-subunit processome; nucleolus. The coding region runs from base 1 to 810 and encodes 269 amino acids. Lineage: Eukaryota; Fungi; Ascomycota; Pichiomycetes; Pichiales; Pichiaceae. Gene Ontology annotation, biological process: rRNA base methylation.